This is a messenger RNA of Stegastes partitus (bicolor damselfish), 1385 nucleotides long. RefSeq names its product SUB1 regulator of transcription. The transcript is spliced from 5 exons. The record is from RefSeq and is a predicted model, not a curated record. Gene Ontology annotation, molecular function: DNA binding; transcription coactivator activity. Bases 78 to 455 code for a protein of 125 amino acids. NCBI's taxonomy places the organism in Eukaryota, Metazoa, Chordata, Actinopteri, Pomacentridae. Gene Ontology annotation, biological process: positive regulation of transcription initiation by RNA polymerase II.
CGAUAGGUAUGCAAUUCUCGUAGGCAAUCAGCUUUCCGCUUCCAGUCCGGAGACCCGCUGUGCUACACCACAUCAUAAUGCCAAAAUCAAAAGAAGUUCUGUCUUCCACAUCUGGAAGUGACUCCGACAGUGAAGUAGAGACCAAGGCAAAGAGAAAGAAGCCAAGUGCACCAGAGAAGCCAGCCAAAAAACCAAAGAGUGGAGAGAGUUCCAAGCCAGGAGGCUCAUCCAAAGGGACCAGUAAUGGUGACGACAACAUGUUCCAGAUUGGAAAGAUGAGAUAUGUCAGUGUCAGAGACUUCAAGGGGAAAGUCCUGAUUGACAUCAGAGAGUACUGGAUGAACCAAGAUGGGGAGAUGAAGCCAGGGAAAAAAGGUAUCUCCCUGAAUCCUGAACAAUGGAACCAACUGAAGGACCAGAUUUCAGAAAUUGAUGAUGCCAUUAAGAGAGUAUAAGCAUUCCUUUCAGUGUUAUCUGUUGAAAAAAUUGAACAUGUUGGCUAAUUAGUUUUGUAAAAACCCUGGGAUUGUUUUCUAAUGAACGUGUUUCAUUUUUAGUUUAUACAUCUAGUUGUCUGCUUAUUCUGGUUUUGUGUGUGAAACUUGUCUUUGAGCUGUUGUAGAAAAGGUAUGGGUGAAUGAGGAGGUGGUUGACCAUUACAGUUGGUGGGUGUAGUAUACCAAGACAGUAAUGUUUUUGUAUUGAAUAAUAAAAUCAAGGCACUAGCUUGAUGUUGUUUUUCAGUUAAUGUGUACGUUCAUGUAGUUUGAUUAUCAAAUAGAUAAAUCAUUGGAUGUUGUUUCAUCUGACUUUUGUAAUAUGUAGUAUUGGUGCUUGUCAGUUCAGAAAGCCGAGCCCAGUCUGCCAUGUUGUACCUUAAGGUGAUUCGAUUCAUGGUGAACCAUACGAUGGGUUUUGAAAAUAAAUGACACUAUUAAACAAACUGUCAUUAUAAAUUGUCCAAAGCAUCACAAUGGAAUUGCAUUACAUAAACAGGUUUGUGAUACCAGCUCUGUCAGUCAUGAAGAAUGUGAGUUGUGUAAGCUAAGGCUGGGCUCACACCAUAGUUUUAAAAUCCCAACAGAUAUUGAGUUGAGUUACAUCAUGCUCAUGAGGAGAAACUUCACAGAUAUUCUCUUCUGUAAUGUCACGCAUGCACACCGUACAAAUGUGAAAAUAAUGGCACAUCACAUGCUACACAAUAUUAACAUUUAUGUGCCUAUUGGGCAAAAGUGUUCUUCACCUGACAUGAUCUCAUGGAGAAGCAGAUGCAAGCAAACUAGAGAAUUUGAGUAAACAACUUGUAGUAACACCAGUAGUACUUUGUAAAAAAUGGCUAAAGCAUAAGCUGAAACAAUGAGUCUGAAUAAAAAAAUAUUUGGGAA